Capsella rubella is the source of this 1374-nucleotide messenger RNA. RefSeq lists its product as uncharacterized. The record is from RefSeq and is a predicted model, not a curated record. Bases 1 to 1341 code for a protein of 446 amino acids. Lineage: Eukaryota; Viridiplantae; Streptophyta; Magnoliopsida; Brassicales; Brassicaceae. The transcript has a single exon.
AUGGAACUGAUUACUAAGAGCAUAGUUCGACCCGUGAGCUACAACAAAGAUUCGGAUCGGGUUAAGAUCCAUCUUACACCAUGGGAUCUCUUCUUUCUUCAAUCCGAAUACUCACAAAGAGGUCUUCUCUUUACUCAACCCGACCCGGAAACCAACUUCAUCUCUCGCUUGACAUCAUCUCUCUCCGUCGCUUUAAAGAUCUUCUACCCAUUCGCCGGUCGUCUCGUCAAGAUUGAGAAUCAAGACGAUGGAACGUCGUCGUUUCACGUAGAUUGUAAUGGUUCGGGUGUAAGAUUCGUCCAUGCUUCAGCUACAUCUGUUUCGGUGAGUGAUGUUUUACAUCCCGUUGGUGGUAUUCUCCCUGAGUUAUUGAAAGAUUUUUACCCGGCGAACGGAGUUAAAAGCUAUGAAGGGAUCACUGAUUCGUUAAUCGCGGUUCAAGUAACAGAGCUGAAAGAUGGAGUUUUCAUUGCUGUUGGUUAUAGUCACAUUGUUACUGAUGGGACUUCUAUUUGGAAUUUUCUUAAUACUUGGUCGGAGAUUUGCUUUAACAUGUAUGAUUUCGAUCGUUCUAAAGAGUUUCCUCCUUUGGUUCACCGGGGAUGGUUUCUGGACGGGAUUGAGUAUCCAAUCCGGAUUCCGAACUCAAUGAUGGAGACACCAAAAGUGGUUGAUGAUACUACCUCAUCUUUGAUACUACAAGAGAAGAUUUUCCGAUUCACGAGUAAAAUCAUCGCUGAGCUCAAGGCGAAAGCCAACAGCGAGGUUAGUGCCAAUGACCGGAAAAUCUCGUCGCUUCAAGCAGUUUCGGCGUAUAUAUGGCUAUCGGUAAUUAGAAACAGUGGACUUAGUCCAGAAGAAGUGGUUUGUUGCGAGUUAUUGGUUGAUCUGAGACGAAGGCUAGACCCUCCCCUUGAGAAAGAGUGUUGCGGGAAUAUGGUUGGGAUCACCACAACGGCGACCACUGUCAAGGAGAUAGUUAGCAAUGGCCUUGGUUGGGCAGCUCUACAAAUCAACAAAAGUGUUGGGGCACAAACGAACGAAGUGUUUAGAGAGUUUGCGGAGAAAUAUGUAAAGAAACCGAGUAUGUUAGAUAUCAAUGCUUUGAGAAAUACUAUUGUAGUUACUAGCUCUCCUCGGUUCAAUGUGUAUGGAAAUGAUUUCGGUUGGGGUAAACCAAUCACGGUUCGAGGUGGACCGGGGAAUACUCAUGAUGGUGCACUCCUUGCUAAUCCGGGAAUAGAACAAGGAGACAUCGACAUGCAGAUGUGUUUAUCGUCUAGUGUUUUGGAAAAGUUAUCGACUGAUGCAGAGUUUUUGAAGCAUGUAUGUGUUGUAUAAGUAAAAUUAUCCAAAUCAAAUGUAUCUUUUUUA